Molecule: messenger RNA, 807 nt
Organism: Dipodomys ordii (Ord's kangaroo rat)
Lineage: Eukaryota; Metazoa; Chordata; Mammalia; Rodentia; Heteromyidae
Gene: Dlx3
Product: distal-less homeobox 3
Exons: 4
Coding region: 1-807 (268 amino acids)
Biological process (GO): epithelial cell differentiation; embryo development; regulation of transcription by RNA polymerase II
Molecular function (GO): RNA polymerase II cis-regulatory region sequence-specific DNA binding; DNA-binding transcription factor activity, RNA polymerase II-specific
Source: RefSeq, a predicted model, not a curated record
AUGGACUUCAAGCUGGACAUGAGCCAGCCCCCCUCCCACCUCCCAGAGCCUGUCAAGAACUGCCCCGCUUCACCCCUCCACCAGGGGCAAGGAGUCCAGGCGGCUGACACUUGCUCAUCUUGCUGGGCCAGGGAGUUUGGGGGUGCCUGCCUGCCGCCCCCACUCGCAUCCCGGGAGGGCAGCCUGCCGCCCAGUGCCCUUCCUGCCCCCAACGCCGCGGGCUCCCCGGGGCGCCUCUUGGCAGCAGAACACAGCGCAUCCAGAGCGGUGUCGGUAAAGGAGGAGCCGGAAGCCGAGGUGCGCAUGGUGAACGGGAAACCCAAGAAGGUCCGCAAGCCGCGCACGAUCUACUCCAGCUACCAGCUGGCCGCCCUGCAGCGCCGCUUCCAGAAGGCCCAGUACCUGGCGCUGCCGGAGCGCGCAGAACUGGCCGCGCAGCUGGGCCUCACGCAGACACAGGUGAAAAUCUGGUUCCAGAAUCGCCGCUCCAAGUUCAAGAAGCUGUACAAGAACGGGGAGGUGCCCCUGGAACAUAGCCCCAACAACAGUGACUCCAUGGCCUGCAACUCUCCACCGUCCCCAGCCCUCUGGGACACCUCUUCCCACUCCACACAGGCGCCUGCCCGCAGCCAGCUGCCCCCGCCGCUCCCCUACAGUGCCUCUCCCAGCUACCUGGAUGACCCCACCAACUCCUGGUACCACGCACAGAACCUGAGUGGACCCCACUUACAGCAACAGCCACCGCAGCCAGCCACCCUGCACCAUGCCUCCCCUGGGCCCCCGCCCAACCCUGGGGCUGUGUACUGA